Molecule: messenger RNA, 531 nt
Organism: Yamadazyma jaroonii
Lineage: Eukaryota; Fungi; Ascomycota; Pichiomycetes; Serinales; Debaryomycetaceae
Source: the annotation of a GenBank genome assembly
AUGAAACCUCCCCAUUCCAGGAACCAGUCCAUAUCAUCAGGGAUGCCUUUCAAAGCUAACAAGUUAUCAAGAGCCAGUACCAAUACUGAAUAUUACGAGAAUCAAAGUUUGAGAACUCUUGAUCAAAUACCUAGUGUCAAACCAUCAAUAACAUACCUGGAUAAAUUAUGGACACAGAUAGAUGUGUUAGAUGACGUAAAGACCAUGAGUCAACAAGUUAAAGAGAAAGGAUCAUUCUUCAAUGAUCAAUUCAAUGAAGAUUUAAAUAAGUUGAAACAACUGCAAGAAAAACUAAUAGAAGUAAUGGCAGACGAUAAUUUUGUUACUAACGAUAAUUUCAAAAGACAAAAGGAAAGAUAUAAAACUGAUGAGUACAAGAAGGAUAAGUUUCAUAGUAAAAAUGAUAAUUCGGUUUACAAAAAGAAAAAUUUUGAUGAAAUCAAUAAUUACGUUAAUAAUGUCAAAGAUAAUUUGGAUAAAGUUGGGGAAUCCAUGAAGAACUUUGAGGAUACUACCCGAGAUUUAUGGUAG